This is a messenger RNA of Dermacentor andersoni, 2343 nucleotides long. RefSeq names its product neprilysin-1-like. The record is from RefSeq and is a predicted model, not a curated record. Gene Ontology annotation, molecular function: metalloendopeptidase activity. Lineage: Eukaryota; Metazoa; Arthropoda; Arachnida; Ixodida; Ixodidae. Gene Ontology annotation, cellular component: plasma membrane. Gene Ontology annotation, biological process: protein processing.
AAGAAAUACCUUUUAGGAAGUCGUGAGGAAAUGCUUUGUUGGUUUCUCGUACUGUUUAACGCGAUGUGUGUCCUCAAAGCAGAGGAGGACACGCUUUUUCCUGGUCGGUCUUUUAGGUCCCGAAGUCUCUGCGACAGUCCAGUUUGCAAAGAAAGAGCUCAACUCAUUCUGGCAUCUGUGAAUAGGAGUGCCGACCCAUGUGAUGAUUUCUACGCUUAUGUCUGCAAUCGCUGGAACAAAGCUCACCCCAUACCCGAUGACAUGGUUUCCAUGAGUCCCUUCGUUGAGGUUACAAUUAAAGUCGAACAGGACUUACGAGAAAUCCUCGAGAGUCUCCCUGUUGUCCCUGAAGCCAAGACAGCACGGGAAAAAGCGGCUGUCGCUUAUCACUCUUGCAUGAACACCAGCAUAAGUGAAGAGGAAGGCAUAAAGGCAGUGAGACGAGUCCUCGAGAAAAACGGGCUCGGAAAAUGGCCAGUCCUGGACCACAAGGAGAUUGAGGAUAUCGGUGACCUCAAAGGCAUCGUCGAGAAAACGGGACUCACGUCUCUUUUCACGGUGCAUAUCGUCAAGGACAUGGACAACCCCAAAGGUUACAUUCUGCAGCUCGGCCAAAAGUCUACCACAAAUAUAGAAUCCCGUAAACGCUGUAAGACAGAAGGUGAGACCACGUGGGCUGCCAAAUUUCGUGAAGUGGCCGAGACCGCGGCUAAACUGUUGCGACCAAGUGCAAAUGAGGAGCAACUGAAAAUCUACGGUAGAGCUACGGCAUUGUUUGCAUCACAAUUGAAUGAGGUCCAACAGCCUCCAGAAGAAAGACGAAAAUUGAGGGAGAACUAUUGCGUUACCACAGUCCAGGAAGUUGAUGACCGUAUUCCAGGGCUUUAUCUUUUCGACCUUUUGAGCACCGAAUUUCGCAAGGUGAACAUCACGAUUCGCAAGGACGAGAAGAUUGUUGUCAUUGCUUUGGAUUUUGUGGAUCCGACCACACAGCUUUUCCUGCAGACAAAACCCGAAGUUGUGUACAACUACCUUGGCUUCAUGAAGGCUUUCGAGCUGCUGCCACUGGUGUCGAAACGGUUCCAAGCAUUGUACAGUGAACUCAGGCAGGCGGCGUAUGGAGUGGAGAAAGACCAACCUCGCUGGAUGAGGUGCAUACGUAGUCUCCAAUAUAUCAUGAAGGACACCAUUGGCCGUCUCUAUAUGGAGAAGCGACUCACGAAGCAAGCUAAGCAAGAGGUAAAAACGCUUGUGCAAGAGAUUGGAAAGACGUUUUAUUCCCGCCUACGUCACAUUGUAUGGAUGGACUUCGAAACACGUGAUAAAGCACGUCAAAAGCUUUCGGAAAUGAAAAAAAGGGUUGCCUACCCGGAGACGUUUCUCAGCGACGAAUACAUCGACAACGAAUUCAGCGCCGUCGGCACCUUGCAGAAUUCCGAGCAUUUCGUGGAAAUAAGGGACAGGUUCCAUAGAGUUGCCUACGAACAGCUGCUUUCCACACUGCGGGCCAGCGUCAGAGACAGCAAAGACGAGUGGAGUGUUUCUGCUACAGAAGAUGUGAACGCUUACUAUUCUCCCGAGACCAACGAAAUUGUCAUACCUGGAGGGAUACUUCAAGCCCCCUUCUUCCAAGAUGGUCUCCCAUCGUACAUCAACCUCGCAGCAAUCGGUUCCAUAGUCGGCCACGAGAUAUCACAUGGCUAUGACGACGAAGGCUCUCAGUACGAUAGCAAAGGAUGGCUCGUCAACUGGUGGAGUAAUGCCACUGAGAAAGAGUUCAACGAGAGGAAGGCAUGCUUCAUACACCAGUACGGAAGCAUCGUCAACCCAGUAACGAAAACUCAGAUUCAUGGGGAGAACACACUAGGAGAAAACAUUGCUGACAACGGAGGAAUUCGCCUCGCGUUUGCGACACACGUUCGGCUUUCGGAGGAUGAUCACGGGCAAGUCUUGCCAGGACUCGAUGAGUUUACGCCUGAACAGCUGUUCUUUAUUUCGCAUGCAUUGGUUUGGUGCAGGACCACACGGCCAGAAAUGGGUGAUGAAGUGAUGUAUGAUGUUCACAGUCCCAACAGAUACCGAGUGAACAUUCCUCUCCGAAACAUGGAAGAAUUCGAAGCAGCGUUCCAGUGUAAGACAGGGGCACCAAUGCACGCGCCUCCAAAGGACAGGUGUAUUCUGUGGUAGGGAACUGAUCGUUGCCAUUAAGAAAAGUAUGAAAGCUCACAGAGGAACUGAAUCUAAAGAGGUUCAUGCAUUGCUUCAGACCGCGUAAACAAGAUCGGCGUCUUGCCUUCUAGCGCAUGAAUAAAGACAAAACCUGUUUUUAAUUUGUCCAUACGU